This is a messenger RNA of Apiotrichum porosum, 864 nucleotides long. RefSeq lists its product as uncharacterized. Lineage: Eukaryota; Fungi; Basidiomycota; Tremellomycetes; Trichosporonales; Trichosporonaceae. Bases 1 to 864 code for a protein of 287 amino acids. The record is from RefSeq and is a predicted model, not a curated record. The transcript has 3 exons.
AUGCGCGCCACCUCGUCCCCGCUCCUCUCCCUCCUCCCCCUCCUCGCCACCCUCUCCCUCGCCCCCACCGAGGCCAACGCCUUUGUCAACCUCAACCUCGCCGUCCACGCCAAGCUCCCUGCGGCCCUCGCGCUCUUUUCGUUCCGCGCAACCAGCUCGACAUGCGACGAUAUCUGUAACACUUGGUGGAACGAGACGGUGGCCUGCGAGGGUGACCAGGCGUCGAGCGAGUGUGUCACCUCGUACUGCUCGUCCACCUCUGUCAAGGACCGCGAGUCGUGCACCAACUGCGAGCUCGAGAACGGCCUCGUGUCCGAGUCGGAGGCCACCGGCGGUCUCACCGGCAUGGUGUCGUUCUGCUCCAGCAUGGGCCAGCCGUUGGCCUCGACGCCCAAUGUUGCCGCCUCGACUGUGGCACCUUCUACCGCUACAACCGACUCGACGCCGACCACGACCGUGGUCAACCAGGCAGCGACGACGCCCGUUUCGGCCGGCAGCACUGACGAGUCAUCGGCGUCCACUGGCCCCGACUCGACCACCGAGACCAAGACCACCAAGACGACGACCCAAAGCGACGAGACCGUGGCCACGCCGGUCGCUGGCACCGAGGCCGCAGCGGGCACGGCUGGCACGACCCAGACCACGGCGCCCCAGUCAACGGACAAGGUUUCGGGGAACAACACCGUCGCCGCCGCCGCCUCGCCAACGUCCGUGACACCAAAGGGCUCGUCGACACCCAGUGGUGUUAGCAACGGUACCGCCAGUGCCGAGAGUGCCAACACGGCCGCCAAGUCGUCUGGUGCGCGUGUGGCCGCCGUCCCCAUCGCCGCUGCUGUGCUUGCGAUCGCCGCGUUUGUCUUUUAA